AUGAACAACUUAGGCGGCUCGGGAGCGCGUGCAGGACCUCUCCCGAACGCAGCACCCCUCGAGCCCCCCGCGAAGGGGACGCGAGGCUUUGUGCUGGGCUCUUCCCGUUUCGGUCGCACUUACUCAGGGAAUCCCGGAUGCGCCCUUGCCCCUCCAAGCACGGCCGAGCCGCCUGCUUUGCCCCCCAACCGUUCCCCUGGGGGUACUGGCAAGGGGGCAGGCAGCGAGCACGCGGGACUGGCCGGCUGGUUUGGUCGGCUUCGGGGGAGCGCCUCUCCGGCCUUUCGGCACGUUAAUCCCACACUGGGGCCCAAUGGCUGGCAGGCAGGCAUGGCCGGCGCGGGGGCCAGGGGGAGGACUGGCCAUCCGCGCCAACAGCGACGGAAGAGAGAGCAAACCCUCCACGUCUUCAGGGAACGUCCGGACGCGGGACCUGCGUCCCUCCAGGUCCGGCGAACUCCCCAGGGCGGAAUCGUUGGCGCGAGGGCAGCAGCAGCAGCAGCCACACGUGCCGCCACAGCCGCCGCCGCCGCCCCCGAACCUCCGGCACGGUCGAGGAUAAAGGCCUCGCCGUUGGUGCUUUUGCGGAACCCGCCCGGCCCGGGGCCGCUGCUCGACCUCCUCAGCCCACUACUCGUCACCAGCCCGCCAGCGAGACCCGGUCCCCCCUUCCAAGAGGGAACAGGGAGGCAGGGAGGGAGAGAGGUAGGGAGAAAGGAGAGCGGCCGGAAAGGGGGGAACCAACACGGCGCUGUUUCGCCUCACUCUCAAGAGAUUCUCGUAGCGGCCUUCCCGGAGAACGGGCGGGGGCUGCUGUUGAGCACACCCGCAGCCGUCCGUACUGUGUCCCGGGAGGCAAUGUCACGACACUCGAGGGAAGGUGGCAGCCGUCCUUCGAAGAAGGCACAGGGCCGCCGCAAUGUGCGUUCGACACGUCGAUGGAAUCACGGGAGAAUUGCGAUAGCCACCAAAACUUCGCUUCUUGCCGCGGUCUUCCCACGAGCCAAGUGA
This is a messenger RNA of Penaeus vannamei (Pacific white shrimp), 1011 nucleotides long. Lineage: Eukaryota; Metazoa; Arthropoda; Malacostraca; Decapoda; Penaeidae. The record is from RefSeq and is a predicted model, not a curated record.